GAGAGAGAGAGAGAGAGAGAGAGAGAGAGGCCGCCGGGUACGGAGCAGAGGUUACCACAGGACACUCCGCCUGCACCGCCGCUGGACCUCCACAAACCAGCAACAAGCGGCGGACGCAGACGACCGACUGUCUCGGAUUAAUCUCCCCGCUUCCGCCGCCACUUUUCCCCCCCUACAUUCUGGUCGCUCCGCCGCUCGGCUGCAACUUCACCAUGACGCCUCGCAUUCAGCAUUAAUGUGUUUUUUACGCCUCUCCCCGCCGUGGACUCUGUGAACCGGAGCGACCGACCGGGGGAGACCGGGAAGGAGGAGGACGAGGACGCCGCUUUUCGCCACUUUUUUUCCCGGCUGCGUUCACUGACGGCAUGCGGGGGAUUUAAACGGCAGCGAGCGAGUAAAAAUGUGUUUUUAAAAGAGCUAGCGGCGGCGAAGCGGAGCCAGUGUGAUGGUGUAGUGUUAUAACAUUAGGCCGACGCUAUUUCAUUUUAUUUAUUUCUAAGGGCUGCAACUCCUGCAGCACUUGUAGCGUUUGGACGCACAAAUCCAUCCGAGCAGAGCGACACAAAGGACGGCAAAGUUUGACUGCUCGUCCCCCCCUCCUCUCCAAGGGCUGAAAGGUCACUGGGACCGGUCAUCUCCUCCUCUCUCCUCCCCCUUCCUCACCCUCCUAUCAGUCUGUUAUGAAGAUGUGAACUCUUCCUCCCCUCCUCCUCUCCCUCUUUCUGUCUCUCCUCGCCGUCCUUUGAUCUCUUUUUUUCUUUCUUUCCUUCCCCUCUCUCCUCUAUUUGAUACAAAGAGAUCAAACAGCCGCUUCCCCUCCUCUCGGGGAUGUACGAAAGCGUGGAUGUGGUGGGUUUGAGCCCCAGCCCCAGCAGCCCCAGCCCGGGCUCGUUCCUCGGCAUGGACUACUACCACAGACCCCCGGGGCUCGGGCCGGAGAAGGGGCUCCUGUCCGGGGUGGGAGGACUCCAGCGUCCGUUCGGAGGCUCGCUGGUGACGGGGAGACACUGGAGCGGAUCCAGCCACUCUAUAGAGACCGAGAGCACGAGUUCGGGGGAGGAUCUUCUGGUGCCCAGCCCUCCUUCACCUCCACCUCCACCUCGUGUCUACAAACCCUGCUUCGUCUGUCAGGACAAAUCUUCAGGAUACCACUAUGGAGUCAGCGCCUGUGAGGGCUGUAAGGGCUUCUUUCGGAGGAGCAUCCAGAAGAACAUGGUGUACACAUGCCACCGAGACAAAGUCUGCGUCAUAAACAAAGUGACGAGGAACCGCUGUCAGUCCUGUCGGCUGCAGAAAUGCCUCGAUGUGGGCAUGUCCAAAGAGUUGGUGCGAAAUGACAGAACAAAGAAGAAGAAGGAGGAGAAGAGGCAGGGGGAGGCAGAGAUCUACGUCCUGUCAGCCGACACGGAGCAGAUGAUUGAACGAGUUCGUCGAGCUCAUCAGGACACGUUCCCUUCGCUCGGUCAGCUGGGGAAAUACACCACGAGCAACAGCGCUGAGCACCGUGUCGCUCUGGACGUCAGCCUCUGGGACAAGUUCAGCGAAUUGUCCACCAAAUGCAUCAUCAAGACGGUGGAGUUCGCCAAGCAGCUUCCCGGCUUCACCACGCUAACCAUCGCUGAUCAGAUCACGCUGCUCAAAGCCGCCUGCCUCGACAUACUGAUUCUGAGGAUCUGCACCCGCUACACCCCAGACCAGGACACCAUGACCUUCUCAGAUGGACUGACCCUGAACCGCACCCAGAUGCACAACGCUGGCUUUGGACCUCUCACAGACCUCGUCUUCUCUUUCGCCAACCAGCUGCUGCCGCUGGAAAUGGACGAUGCAGAGACCGGACUGCUGAGCGCCAUCUGCCUGCUCUGUGGAGACCGUCAGGAUCUGGAGGAGUCGGAGAAGGUGGAUGUUCUUCAGGAGCCCAUGCUGGAAGCCUUGAAGAUCUAUGUGAGGAGGAGGAGGCCUGAUAAACCCUGCAUGUUCCCCAAGAUACUGAUGAAGAUCACUGACCUGAGGAGCAUCAGUGUGAAGGGAGCCGAGCGAGUGAUCACCCUGAAGAUGGAGAUACCCGGCUCCAUGCCUCCUCUCAUCCAGGAGAUGCUGGAGAACUCUGAGGGCCUGGAGGGGCACGGGGCAACGGGAGGGAAAGGGGGAGGAAAAGGAAGAGGAGGAGGCAGAGAAGAGGACGAAGCAGACGCUGGAAGUUGUCAUCCGUCGCCCAAAUCUGUCCCGUCUCCCAGCCCGAGCCCCACGUCCUGCUCCCCUUCUCCUCCCCUAAACUCCCCCUGAAGCUCCCCACCGAGCUUCUAAUGACAGAAACUGGAGGACAGAGCAGCUUCAGAGGAGAGUCUGAAUGUCUGAACCCAUGAACUCUCUCUGGUGAUGUGAGACUGUCCAACGAGGACUGAUUUCAGACAUCACAGUCGUGUACAUAGAAUGCAAAAGAACACGAGUUCACAUUUUUAUCUUUUUAAGAUGUUUAUAAAGCUAAUAAUAUGCAGCCUAAAUGACAGAUUUUCUAGAGCAGGGGUGUCCAACUCAUUUGUUCCACAUUCAGCCCAAUUUCAUCUCAAGUGCUCUGAAUCAGUAAAAGAACAGCUUAAUAACCGAUAAAAAUAACCACAACUCCUUUGUUUUAGUGCAAAAAAAGUGGUAUGUUUUGAAAAUGUCCACAUUUAAGGAAUUAUCUUUUUACCGAGAUCACGAACAACGUGAAAUUUCUUCAGAAUAAUAAGUUCAGUUUCAGCAACAUUCAGCCUCAGUUUAUCAUUUCCUCAUUACAACUUCCAGAUCACAGAGUGUCUACAAAGGAACACAACAUUUAGUCACAGGGAUCUGGAAGUGAACGAUACAGUAUUUUACUUUAUGAUCAAAAUGACAAAAAAACAAAAACAAGACAAAAUAUGAAAAAAUAAGACGUAAAAUGGCAAAAAUGAGAAACAAAAUGACAAAAAAUGAGACAAGCGACAUGAAACUUAUCAGAACAGAGACCAAAAAUUUGCUAAAAAAAUUACAAAGCAACAAAAAAUGGACAAAAACGACACAAAAUUCCGCAAAUUACACAAACGAGACAACAAAUGACAAAAAAACCAAAACGACCAAAAAAUAAGACAAAAAACUGAAGCGAGACAAAAAGGAAAAUCAAAACAAGAAAAAUGAGAAAACAACAAAAACAUGAGACAAAUGACAAAAAAAUGACAAAAAAACACGAAAAUAAGAUAAAAUAUUGCAAAAAGAAAAUACAAAAUGACAAAAACAAGAAAAUAACAUGAGACUAAACGAAAAUCUGACAAAAAAGACAAAAAACAGCAAGAACAAUGAACAAUCUAGUAUGUUACUUUCUGAUCAAAACAACUUGUCAUGGUCUAGAAAUUAUCUCUAAAUUACAGAUUUACAAAAUUAUAAUCUGCAGUUAAUGUCUUCUCUGUAAUUUUUACACUUUGAAGGCCGGAUUGGACCCUCUGGAGGACCACUUUUGGCCCGCGGGCCUCAUGUUGGACACCCCUGCUCUAGAGGCUCUAAUGUGGAUGGACUGAUUCCUCCUGAUUCUUUCCUUCGUGUACAGGAUCCAGAAUGAUUACGUGUAAUAUAGUGUACAUAACAAAGCCUGAGCGAAGCUGAAACAGACGGAUGCAAGAAGUUAUUUUCUUAAAUGUACAUGUGCAAAUACUGGGUUUCCCCGAUGCAGCUAUCCAUCCCGUCUACACCGCACGCGCACGCACACACACACACACACACACACACACACACACACACACACACACACACACACACACACACACACACACACACACGCUCACUCACCUUCCUCCUUCCUUCCCCACGCAUCAGAGAAGAUGAAUGACGAUAGGAAGACGAGUGUUUGAAUCUCCUCCACAUGCAGCUCCAGCAAAGAGCCUCAACAAACUGUGAAACCUCCGGAGUUCGUUUCUGAACAAAACGUCUGCCCGUCAGCGGACCUUUUCAACCAAAGCAGAGUCAGAAUCCAGGUCUGCAUCAUCAUCAGGUGGCGUCAAACAUCUAAAUGUACAAGUUGUGUUUAGUUUUUUAUAGUCUGCACCUCUUCAUGUCGGUGUGUUUCCACGGUCACCGCCUCACUGCUUCACCCCCAGUGUCAGGUACAAAACAUCUGUAUCCUUUUCUGUGUCGUCCCCUUUAAUGUGUGGUGAGCCGAGACUCACUGGAAAGUAUAAAAAUACAGGGAGUUCAAUAAAUAAGUCUGAUUUUCUU
Messenger RNA from Acanthochromis polyacanthus (spiny chromis), 4224 nucleotides. RefSeq names its product retinoic acid receptor alpha-B-like. Gene Ontology annotation, molecular function: zinc ion binding; RNA polymerase II cis-regulatory region sequence-specific DNA binding; nuclear receptor activity. NCBI's taxonomy places the organism in Eukaryota, Metazoa, Chordata, Actinopteri, Pomacentridae. The record is from RefSeq and is a predicted model, not a curated record. The coding region runs from base 829 to 2283 and encodes 484 amino acids. Gene Ontology annotation, biological process: regulation of transcription by RNA polymerase II; cellular response to corticotropin-releasing hormone stimulus; retinoic acid receptor signaling pathway. Gene Ontology annotation, cellular component: transcription regulator complex; nucleus. The transcript has 9 exons.